UUUUUUUUAAUUAUUAUUUAUUUAUUAUAUGUAAGUACACUGUAGCUGUCUUCAGACACUCCAGAAGAGGGCGUCAGAUCUCAUUACAGAUGGUUGUGAGCCACCAUGUGGUUGCUGGGAUUUGAACUCCAGACCUUUGGAAGAGCAGUCGGGUGCUCUUACCCACUGAGCCAUCUCACCAGCCUGAUUUCCUGUUCUUCUGUUUUAAGCACCUGAGAUGCUGCAUGUCAGGCGGGAUCACCAAGCGUGGUUUCAUUAAAGAAAUGCACAGUCCUACAUUACCGUCCUGCUUCCUUAUUUUUAAGUAAAGCAGACCAUGAAAGCAUGAUUUCCCAUGUGUUAGUAUGAUUUCAUAAGUAGGUUUGAGCUUUAAAAUCACGUUUUAGCAGAAAUAACUAGCAUGAUUAACAUUACUGAGAAAGGCUCGACUCACAGGCUAACAUCGCAUGCUGAGACCACAGCACUUCAAAAAAGCCCGAAUGCCCUGUGGCUGCCCAUGUGCAGAAGACUGUUUCUUUCUAAUUCCACUUGCUCACAGUAGGGCAGGUACCCAGGCAGUGCACAAAACCCAUUUGGAGUGUUCCUGGAAGUCCUUUGCACUGACUUGUGGGAAAUGUAGUCCCAACAAUUAUGACAUCACCAGAAGGGGCUGUCAGUAUUGAACUUCCGGGUUCGUUCUUAAACCUCGCUUCUCCCCCAAAGUUAGGGGACUGUCCUGCUCAGAACUGGGCUUGGAUCUCUGACAUGGAGGACAUGUUGUCAUUCUGGGAUGUGGCUAUAUAUUUCUCUGCAGAGGAGUGGGAAUGUCUGGGUCCUGCUCAGUGGAAACUGUACAGGGACGUGAUGCUGGAGAAUUACAGCAACCUUGUGUUCCUGGGUCUUGCUUCUUCUAAGCCAUACCUGGUCACAUUUCUGGAACAAAUACAAGAGCCUUCAGAUGUGAAGAGACAAGCGGCCAUCACUGUGCAUCCAGGGGGAAAAUGCUAUACAUGCAAAGAAUGUGGCAAAGGCUUUGAGCACAAAAAAGUAUAUCAGAAUCACCGGAGAAUUCAUUUAAGAGUGAAGUCCUACAAGUGUGAAGAAUGUGGCAAGUCCUUCCGUUUUCCAUCAUUACUUUCUGCACAUAAAAGAAAUCAUACAGGACAAAAACCCUACAACUGUGAAAUAUGUAGUAAAGCCUUCCACGUUCCUUCAUUGCUUUCUGUACACAAGAGAAUUCAUAGAGUACAGAAACCCUACAAGUCUGAAGAUUAUGGCAAGACCUUACAUUGUCCAUCAUUACUUUCUCAACACAAGAUAGUUCAUACAGGAGAAAAACCCUACCAGUGUGAAGACUUGGGCAAGGCCUUCCGUUAUCCAUCAAGACUUUCCAACCAUAAGAAAAUUCAUACAGGAGAGAAACCACACAAGUGUGAAGUAUGUGGCAAGGCCUUCGAUUAUCCAUCAAGACUUUCCAACCAUAAGAGAAUUCAUACAGGAGAGAAACCCUACAAAUGUGAAGUAUGUGGCAAAGCCUUCCAUGAUCCAUCAAAACUCUCUCAACACAAAAUAAUUCAUACAGGAGAAAAACCCUACAAAUGUGAAGUUUGUGGCAAGACCUUCCAUUAUCCAUCCAUACUUUCUAAACAUAAAAUAAUUCAUACAAAAGAGAAUCUCUGCAAGUGUGAUAUAUGUGGCAAGGCCUUCCAUUAUCCAUUAUUACUUUCUCAACACAAAAUUGUUCACACAGGAGAAAAACCCUACAAAUGUGAAGACUGUGGCAAGGCCUUCUAUUAUCCAUCAAGACUUUCCAGACAUAAGAAAAUACAUACAGGAGAGAAACCAUACAAGUGUGAAGUAUGUGGCAAGGCCUUCUAUUAUCUAUCCAUACUUUCUAAACACAUGAUAGUUCAUACAGAAGAAAAUCCUUACAAGUGUGAAGUAUGUGGCAAGGCCUUUGAUUAUCCAUCAAGGCUUUCCAAUCAUAAGAAAAUUCAUACAGAAGAUAAACCACACAAGUGUGAAGUAUGUGGAAAUGCCUUCUGUUUUUCAUCAUCACUUCGUAAACACAAGAUAAUUCACACAGGAGAAAAACCCUACAAGUGUGACAUAUGUGGCAAGGCCUUUGGUUCUCCAUCAAGACUUUCCAAACAUAACAAAAUUCAUACAGAAGAUAAACCAUACAAGUGUGAAGUAUGUGGAAAGGCCUUCCACUUUCCAUCAUUACUCUUGGUACACAAGAGAAUUCAUACUGGAGAAAAACCUUACAAGUGUGAAGUAUGUGGCAAGGCCUUCUAUUGUCUAUCUACACUUUCUGUACACAAGAGAAUUCAUACUGGAGAAUAUGCCUACAAAUGUGAAGUGUGUGGCAAAGCCUUCCAUUGUCUAUCAACAUUGUCAGUGCACAAGAGAAUUCAUACUCAAGAAAAACCCUACAAGUGUGAAGUAUGUGGCCAGGCAUUCCAUGCUUCAUCAAAACUUUCUCAUCACAAGAGAAUUCAUUCAGGAGAAAAACCCCACAAAUGUGAAAUUUGUGGCAAAUCAUUCUAUUAUCCAUCAAGACUUUCCAAGCAUAAGGUAAUUCAUACAGGAGAGAAACCGUACCACAGUCAAGCAAGUGGAAAGACCCUUGAUUAUCCUUCAAGACAUUCCAAACCUAAGACAAUUAAGACAGGAGAAAAACCAAACAAAUGUGAAAUAUGUGGAAAAGCCUUCUCCUUUCCAUCAUUACUUUCUAUACACAAGAGAAUUCAUAUUGGAGAAAAACCCUAUAAUUGUGAAGUAUGUGGCAAGGCUUUCCGAAAUCCAUCAAGACUUUCAAACCAUAAGAAAAUUCAUACAGGAGAGAAACCAUACAAGUGUGAAAUUUGUGGUAAGGCCUUUGAUUAUCCAUCUUUACUUUCUAAACACAAGAUCAUUCAUACAGGAGAGAAGCCCUACCACAGUGAAGUGUGUGGCAAGGCCUUCAGUUAUUCAUCAAGAAUUUCCAAAGAUAAGAAAAUUUGUACAGGAGAGAAACCAUAAAUGUACAGAGUAUGUGGAAACACCUCCCAUUUUUCAUCAUUACUUUCUAACCACAAAAGAACUCAUACAGUAGAAAAAUCCUACAAAUGUGAAGAAUGUGGCAAGGCCUUCUAUAAUCCAUCAAUACUUUCCACCAUAAGGAAAUUCAUUACAUGAGAGAGAGCAUACUAGUGAGUGAGAAGAAUGUACAAAUGCCUUCCAUUUUCCAUCAUCACUUUCUAAACACAAGAGAAUUCAAUACAAUAGAGAAACUCUACAAGUAUGAAGCAUGUAGCCUGGCCUUCUAUUGGCCAUAAUUACCUUCUCAACACAAGAGAACCCAUUUCAGAUGUGAGCCCCUACAAUUGUAAAGUACAAGUCCUGUCCUUUAGAACUUCCCAGAUUCUUUCUACUCAUUUCAUAGCCCAUUCUGGGGAGAAACAUUACACAUGUGAGUAAUGGGGAAAAGCUUGCUCUACAAAGUCAUACUUAUGUCUUGCCAAAUUAACUCACAAUGUGGAGAACAUAUACAAAUGCAAAGAAUAUGGGGAAAUGCUCAACAAAAACUUUAGGGAUCGUCAAAGUAUUUGUUCUGGAGGAAAAAAAAAACCCAUAUGAAUGUAAAGAAUCUGUCAAUUAAUUUAGAAGUCCCAUUGUAUGACCAAACAUGGGAUGAUUCUUACUGGAGACACACAUUACAAAUGUGAAUAAUAUUGAAAAACCUAUUACCAGUCUUAUGAUCUUAACCAACACUAAAGAAUUCAUCUGUCAAAGAAACCAUUCAAAUGUGAAGAAUGUGCCAAGGUCUUCUGGACUUACUAAGUACUUUUGAAUCACCUCACAAUUCAUACUAGACUGAAAUGCCACCUGUGAAAAAUGUUGCAAACCCUUUAAUAAGCGUUCUUAUAUUUCUCAACAUAAAGUAGUUCAACCUGGAGUGAAGUACAAAUGUUAAAAUGUUAAAAAAAAAACUUAACACUUCUUUAGACUCUAAAAUUUAUCGAAAGCUUCAUGCUGAAUAGAAGCCUAUGAGUUGGGGCAUGUGGUAAAGCCUUUGGAACAAUCAUGUCAUACAAAGCAUUCAUACAAUUAUGUCAAAAGUGGAGCUGUUAGACUCUGUGUUUGUCCUUGAAGACUUGGAGCUGAUAGUCCUUGCUGUCUCCCCUUUGGGGCUUGCAAUCCUUCCCCCAACUCUUCCAUAAAAGUUGCCAAUCUACAUCCUCUGUUUGGCUCUGUUUGGUUCUGCAUCCUACCAGAAUUGGAUGGCUCACCAGUGACCCUAAUCUGGAGGCUUGGGAGAUAAAAGUUUCUGACCUGGAUCUUGAUAUGGAGAUCUUGAUGCAUAGUGGCUAUGGAUUCCAGAAGAUUAAGACAAGGUGAUCUCUGAGUUCAAGGUCAUCUGGGAUUAAAGGUGUGGUGGCACACACCUUUAAUCUGGGUUAUACCUUCUGCUGGAGACUAUAUAAGGACAUUGGAAGAAGGAAGACUCACUCUCUCUCCUUUCCAUGCUUGCCAUGUGACUCAGCAACUGCUCGAUCCUUGGACUUCCAUUCUAGAGCUCCUACUGAACAUUGUUGGGAGUUGGACUGCAGGCUUGACCGGAGGCCCAUCACAGCAGAAGAGAACAAAGCACUUUAACCUUUAAAGACACAGAAUUCAACAGCUUGCAGUUGUAGUUCCUGCCCAAUGGUUUCUUUUGUUCAGUGGACCGUUAGUAAAAUUCGUGGGAAAAGUUGGACUGAGAAUGGGCAGAGAAGGAGCACCCUCCAGGACCUCGUGCUCAAGAGAUUCAGAGGGAGUACCCUCAAGGACCUUGUGCUCAAGAGACUCAGAGGGAGCACCCCCAAGAACUUCGUGCUCAAGAGAUUCAGAGGGAGCACCUUCCAGGACUUCAUGCUCAAGAAACUCAGAGGGAGCACCCUCCAGGACCUCAUGCUCAGGAGACUCAGAGGGAGCACCCUCCAGGACCUCGUGCUCAAGAGAUUCAGAGGGAGCACCCUCAAGGACCUUGUGCUCAAGAUACUCAGAGGGAGCACCCUCAAGAACUUCGUGCUCAAGAGACUCAGAGGGAGCACCUUCCAGGACUUCGUGCUCAGGAGACUCAGAGGGAGCACCCUCCACAGACUCAUGCUCAGGAAACUCAGAGGGUGCUCCCUCCAUGACCUCCUGCUGAGGAGACUCAGAGGGAGCACCCUCCAAGACUUCAUGAUCAGGAGACUCAGAGGGAGCACCCUCCAAGACCUCAUGCUUAAGAGGAAUAUGGUGAUUGAACCAUAUAUCAAGGUAGAACCGUGAGUCUGGUACUGUAGGAGCCAGCCGACACCUUCCCAUCCACUCAGGAAGCCAGCCUGCUCUGUCACGUCACCCCAAUGUCUCUACCAAACAUUUCAGGAAGACAAAGAAAAAUCUGUCUCUUCUGGCCAAGAUUUGAUUGGCAAGCCCAGUUUCUCUAUUUUUUUGUCAGUGCUUCCCAACUUAGGAUCAAUCAGAAAAGGCCAAAUAUGUUCCACAAACCAAUCAUGUAGGAGCUCUGCUUAAACCUACCGCCUUCAUCUUCCCGGUGACAAAGGCUUCCAAUCCUGCCCUUCCCUAUUUCCACUGUGCAGUGUUCCAGUUCCUAACCUAUUUUCAACACUGUGCCAUAGCAAAUGUUGAUAAUGGAGAUAACACUACCUCCCAAGGCAUAGUGAGCUAGGAACAAACAGCCAGAACCUACUCUAUCUUGGGUGAUCGUCAUUUCCUUAGUAACUGCAAGAAAAUUGUAGAAUUGAGAAUGAAACUGAGUAAUGAGUUAUCUCCAGGGACUCCAGACUAAUGCUCAUACAGCUCCGUUUCUGUCUUCAGUUUUUGUUUGAAUGAUUUUGAUGGCCUCACUCAUUGUUGAUAGCUCCUACUGAAACUAGUUGUCCUUUUCUAGUCUCUGUGUUGUUCUUAGUAAAACCUUGGACAAAAAUGAUGCCCAAUUUCUGUCUCAUUUAUCGAUUUAAUUAUUGCUUCAGUGCCUUGCAGUAGAUCUGUGUAUCCAAAACGUCCAACACAAAGGAGAUUUAGAAGUGGCGGUAACAUUCACAGCAAUGGGAAUUCCCAAGGCCCCAGAUCUUCCACAGAUGCACACUGGAGGAAACUGUUCUGGGCUGUUAGUGUAUCCCUCACAAAGCACUGUGGUUUUCUUUGAUUGGUUCCCUUGGCAAGGGAGACAGAUACAGACUGAUGGUCUGUAUACUUGUUUGGAAUGUGUAUUGAUUGAACUUGUGCUGUGCAAGUCUAGAUUUCUUUUUGUUGCAUUUCUUCCUUCUCUCCUAGGGAAAAAUAAUGCAUAAUUGCAUGCUCUGUCAGUUGCUGACAUCACUAACCACCAGAUGCAAUGUCUCCUUAUGCUCACAGUUCUCAGGACACACUGAUUCCUCUACAGUAGGCUGUGCCUUGCUCAUGUGUAGCUGAGACAGGAAAUCACAAGUUCAAGAUGAUGAUACUUUAUGUCCUGAGUGCUUUUCCCUCUUACCCUCCUGUUAGCUCAGACGUGUGCAGAGAUGUUAUGGCUAGACCUCUGGAUUAGCUGAUCAGCAGGAAUAAUGCCUUUGAAAAGCCUAAGGAAAAGUAAUAGAAGAUGGAGCUUGUUACGGUUUGUAUAUGUUUGGCCCAGUGAGUGGCACUAUUAGAAGAAGUAGCCUUGUUGGAGUAGGUAUGUCCCUCUUGGAGUAGGUGUGUCACCAUGGGUGUGGGUUUUAAGACCCUCAUCCUAGCUACCUGGAAGCCAGUAUUCUGCUAGCUGCCUUCAGAUGAAGAUGAGGCAUAAUCCUCCUGUAUUAUGCCUGCCUGGAUGCUGCCAUGCUUCCGGCCUUGAUGAUAAUGGACUGAACCUCUGAACCUGUAAGCCAGCCCUAAUUAAAUGUUGUCCUUAUAAGAGUUGCCUUGGUCGUGGUGCCUGUUCACAGCAGUAAAACCCUAAGACAGAGCUGUUGGAAACAUUCAGAGACAGUCCUUGGUAAGGGACAGAUGGGUGGAGUUUAUCUUCCCACUUUCCACCAGAUGAGGAGCUAACACCCAGAUGAAAGCAGAAUUCUUGAGUCUCCAUUUCUGAGUUAAGUUAGCUCACCGACCUGUAUAUUUUAGCCAGUUGAGGUGUUACUGUUGAGGCUAAGAGAACCCCAAUGAGAUAGAGAAGUAAAAAAUAAUCUGGUUAUCUUGGAUUCUGUUUACUCAAUCUUCUCCAUCCCAAGCUAGCAGAAAAAAAUAAAAAUAAAAGAAAGAAAAAUGCAUCACAGAAUGUGGCUCUAACAGUGUUGAUAAGUAGUUAUAAUUUACAACAGUAAUUUCAUUAGGUUACUGUUCUUACCAGUGGGUCGUCUGGCACACAGCUGUUUGUGAGCCAAAAAUACUGUAGCCUAUAAAUUUGCUAUUCGUUUCAUCUUGAAAUGCUAGGCCCUAAGCAGAGGGAGAAAUUUUAUGUUCCAGCCACCAGGAAAGACGGGCAUAUUUCAGCUGUGAAAGGAGGACUGACUUUACGCGUUUCCUCUUAUAUAAUCCUGAAUACAGGUGUGGGAGGAGGAGCAAGGAGCCCGUUUCACCAGAUGUAAGACUCUUUAAUGGGAAGACACUAAGACUGGAGGAGCAGUUUUAAAAUAAAAGAGCCCAGCAUGAA
Molecule: messenger RNA, 7624 nt
Organism: Mus musculus (house mouse)
Lineage: Eukaryota; Metazoa; Chordata; Mammalia; Rodentia; Muridae
Gene: Zfp458
Product: zinc finger protein 458
Exons: 7
Coding region: 631-3003 (790 amino acids)
Biological process (GO): negative regulation of DNA-templated transcription; regulation of DNA-templated transcription
Cellular component (GO): nucleus
Molecular function (GO): sequence-specific DNA binding
Source: RefSeq, a predicted model, not a curated record